UCCGCACCAGAUCACGUGUGGUAACGCCGUGCUCAACAUCAACCGCAAUCGCUAGCCAGAUUAGAUCAGAGAAUUCCGAUAUAUUGGUCAUCGUCAAAUAUACUCUUCCGAUCUCCUCGACUCUGUCUUUUGAUUUCUCUGGGCGGGAACGAAAUAUAUUAGGUGUUACUGUUAGAAGCGUUGUCAAACACUGAAUACCUGUGACAUCAUCAACACCAGAUCCAAUUUCAGCAUAGUUGUGUUAGAAUUCUGGUCGUGCUAAGUACUUAUGCAAUACAACUUUUAAAGUUUAUAGUUGUUAUAAAAUAGAUUUGUAGAGCGCUCGGUGUGAACUAUGACCUUAAGAAUGUGUUCGUGCUGCACACGAAUUGGCUUAGGCAUCGUUCUCCGUCAAAGCCUCAUCAGCCGAGAAUCUUCACUUAGAACGUCAUUCUAAACAGCGUCUUACCUUAGUUUUAGUUCAUAUCAGCUUCUCAUAUUUUUAUACGGUCAGUGAGAGGCAAGUCUUUUCUGUCAAAACCUAUGACCCCUCUAUUUUAUAUCCUUUAUGUAGUAUCAAGUCCCUUACAUUGAGAGAGUGAGGUACUAAUUUUAGAAGCCAGGUUUGACUCUGUCCUCAAGUACAUUUAAGUACUUAGUCACCAUACCUUUAGCAAGAUGACUAGAGAUUUCCUGAUCUGGUCUGGUAGAUACUUUAUCAACUCGAUUUCAUGCUCAAAGAGAGUUCUGAGCCCUCAUUUAGCUUGAAUCGAUAAAAAAUGACCUGUCAAAUUUAAAUAGCAUCCAGUUUAUGAGCUGCUGUUUGUAGGACUAGCUAUUCUUUGGCAACAUUGUGUCAUUUCAGGCUAUUGAUUUAUUCCUUUUCAUCAGCUCUCAUUGGAGUAGUGAUCACAGUCGCGCUACAUGUCGUAAGAUCCUGGAGGAUUGUCGAGGACCUGGGUGAUUAGAUUGUUGUUUUUCCAGCUGUAAACAGACCUAGGGCGAGAGACAGAAGAAACCCUCUCUUGAGCUUAUAUUUCUAAGACUUUGAUGUCGAUCCGUCCUCCUCUGGUCCAUGUAGGUCACCCGUCUCGGAGCUUAUUUGAGGUAACUUCACGUAAAUUUGUGUAAUGACUAAACUGGUACCAUUUAAUGUGUCUCGAUUACACUUGCUUUACUAAGCUGUUUGAAAGUCGCGGGCGUUAGAUUCGUGAAAACGUCGUAGUACCAUCUAUUGCACUAAUCGCACCUUGACUUCUCAACAGCUUUCGAUAAGGCCAACCAUAUAUAUUUUGUCAAUAAGCUGAAACGAUUAGAUAUCAAACCACGUUUGUUUGAUUGGCUCACUUCAUAUCUAGAAAUCGACAUUUUAAUGUCAGGGUUAACUUCACUUUCAGGCUAUGCUGUGUCGUACUGGGGUCCCCCAAGGUUCAGUACUAGGACCUCUUCUUUCCUUGAUUUAUGUAAACGAUCUUCCACAGUAGGUAUCGUUAGAUUGAUUACUUUUCACUGAUAGCGUAAAACUCUGAAGAGCACACAAUAAACUGUCGUAUCAAAAGGAUCUGACUCGACUUCAAAGUUGGGCAGACAACAGCAGACUUACCUUUAACAUUUCAAAGCACAAAGUAAUACAUCUGAGACGUUUUACAGACUGCGAAUACAACUUAGGUUACUCCCCUCUAGAGGUAUUUCAAGUUGGAAAAAAACCCUUGAGUGUUGGUAUCCCAUGAUCUGCGACGUAAAUGCCUUCCGAGCAAACCUUACGCUGGUAUCACUAAAGCGCAUUUUUAGGCAGUUCGAGGGAAGAAAUUUUCAAUUAACCUUAAACAGUUUUAUUCGAUCUCAUGGCAUGGGAGUGUAAUAUUUUCUCCCUCAGUCAAAAAGUAUAAGAACACACGAACGUAUCCAACGGCGAUCCACGAAAUCAGGUCGGGGACUCAAAUUCAAGCCUUAUGAAGAGCACCUCCAGUCACCGAUCCUUUACCCACCCGAGUUCAGGCGUAUAACUGGUGACGUUCUAAUGACCUACAGCAUCCUAAGUACUUUUGGACAUCCCUUUAAAUACCUAAAGUUUAGUUCCAACACAAACUUAGGGGGUAACACUCAGGAACUGGAGACAACAAAACAGAGUGGACUGUAGAUACACCUACUCCCUAAGAGUAAUCAAAUGCUGGAUUUCGCUGACGGCUCAGCUAGUCCAAGCGACUUCCCAGGAGUCCUUCAAGAGGAAACCUGAUAUGUUCUUAAAGACUAAGGUUAGUAUCUUACUAUGAUUCACCAAUUUCUUUUUCCUCAUGGUAAUAUACCUAGGUUCCUGUCUGGAGGUAUCGGUGAUCCACUGCUACUAGAUACGGAAGCCCGUUAAGCGAAAGCUUCUAUCCCAUUCCAAACCAUUCGAAACACCUGAUACCACUGUCCCCAGGGUACCAAUAAACUGGGCGUUGGCAACUACUUUUUUGCACUGUCCGGUCAUUAAUCAUAGGUUUUCACAAGAAACUAAACAUACAAAAUACCCAGAGACAAAAAUAUGAUGAUCACAAAAGAAGUAUAAGAUCCAAAAGUGUAAACCAAUUCAUGAAAACCAAUGUACUCGAAAAGUACAUUUUCGAGUUAUUUUCGAGAAAAUCGAAACUUUUAGCGAUUACGUUGACUGGAAUAUACGUAGCGAGGAUGAAAACAGUAGUCUUGAUGCGGAAUAAACGAUUACAACAAUAAAAUUAACUGAGCGAGGCAAAAUACCACUGUCCUUUUAAUAUGGCGCGCAUUAAUGAUCUUUAUACUAGUUUUAGAGGAACUUUAUUAUAUAUAUUUUGAAAUAGAGGUUGAAUGCCACUUGAACUUCUGUUGAUCUUCCGAAAAGUUCUGACUCGACGUUUGUGCAAUGUAUCAACGUCUUUUUGUAGAAUACCUUGAUUCUGAUGGUGAUGUUGAAUAGUGUGAUUUCUUCGGUUUUUAUUUUAGAAUCCAAUCUCUAUAAUGUCUAAGGGAAUAACAUUGUGUGGCCAACAAAUUGCCCAAGUUAUUGGUCAAAAAAUUAGAUCGGAUGUGGCUUAUUUAAAAUCAAACUUCAACAUUUCUCCCAAAUUGGUCGUUAUUGAAGUUGGUAAUCUACCUCAGUCAAAGUUGUACAUAACGCAAAAAUCCAAAUUUGCAGAAAAGUAUGGCAUACUUUUGUCUCACAUGCGAUUUCCAUCACAUAUACCUGAGUCAGUGCUUUUAGAUUACGUUUAUAAGUUGAAUUCUGAUUCAUCAGUGCACGGUAUCACUUUACAAUUACCGUUUGAUUCCGAUUCAAAUAUUAAUGUUACUAAUUCACUGAAUGCUGUUGCUACUCUCAAGGAUGUUGAAGGUCUAAAUGCUUAUAAUACAGCUGUAUUAAGUCGUGGGGAUAUACUAUGUCCUCACUGUGAAAACGUAAAACAACAGCAUGUUCAUAUACCUUGUACAGCAGCCGCAUGUUAUGCUUUUGUUCGUCAUGUAAAUUUUCCUAUAAUUGGUUCACGCUGUGUAAUCAUUGGUGGUGGUCGUCUUGUUGGAGCACCCACAGCGGACUUGUUGUCACGGUCGUGCGGUGCAACAGUUAUACAAUGUCAUAUACAGUCAAAUAAUAUUAACGAAGAAAUUAAGCGAGGUGAUGUUGUCAUCUCAGCAGUUGGACAUCCAAGAUUAAUAAAGGGUGAAUGGAUUAGACCAGGAGCAUUGGUAAUUGAUUGCGGCUAUUCUGUUCUGAAUGAUCCUCAAAAUCCAAACAAAUCACGAUGUGUCGGUGAUGUAGAAUUUGAAACAGCUAUAGAAAACGCAAAAUGGAUUACACCAGUUCCAGGUGGUGUUGGUCCAGUUUCAAUCGCUAUGUUAUUUCGUAAUACUGUGAAUAGUGCUAAAUGGUCUGUAGGGUUAAAUAAUUCCAUAUGUUCUUGUCCAAAUUAUUGUGAAAACGAUAUCCUAUCUAAAGAGCUUGUCGAUAGAAAAGUGUCUACAUAAAAAAAGAUGAUAGCUGUCUUAGUUAAUUUAAUCAAUGGAUAUUGUUUUUUAGUUAAAUAUAUUCUGUACUUAUUCAAUUAUCUUGAACAGAAUAUACACCAUACAUUUAUUGUAAAUUGUUUCUACUAACUUAUAUUCAUUAGCCUUUUGCUAAUCGUAAUAUAGGCGAAAGAGAUAUUAAACUUUAUGUUACUUAUUUGUAUACUCAAUUAUUAUUACUUUUAAGUGAGUAUUUUAACUUCGUGCAAUUAGCAUCUUGUGAUGUAUAAUGUAAAAUAACCCAACUACAUAAUAAAACAUACAGUUCUUGUUGUUCAUAUGAAAUAAAAACAUCAUAUUUUAUGUAUAUCGGUUCAGUUUUCAUUAUGAAUUAUUUCUGUUAAUAUGUAUCAUAUUUUCAGGUGUUGGCUGUGUGACUCUGACGUUCGAAUUUGUGCAAAACUUAGUAGCCACAAGGAAAUUAAAGAAUAAUUACAAUUGGCCGAUCAAUCAAUAGUGAUCAAUAUCUUGUUUGUAUAAGCGUUUAGUGUUGAUCGAAUUCUGUUGACCAGGUUACCGUAUGAACAUUAGUGUGACUUGACUAUGGUGAGAUGUUAUGUGGUCGGAUGUCGUGACCGAAAUAGGUCAGUGGUAACAUCUCAGAAUGCAAAUCUAGGGGAUGCAGGUUAAAAUCCCACAGGUAGCAGCAGUUCCCUAAAGAUUGCAGGUACUUCGUAAUAACGAGUGUCAAAUGGCACGAAACCUGGUUCCAGAGUUUCCUGUUGACUACCUUCAACCACAUAGCAUCUCAGAAUAAUAUCAGGAAUAAUGACUCUUGAAAAGUAACCAUUCAUUCAUUAGCGAACGAAUAUGAUGUUUUUUAUUCAUUGUGAGGGUCUUUAUUACUCUUAAAUAUUAAAGACUAAACCCAACUGGGCAAUUUCAAGGGUUUUUGUGAAUGUGCAGUUUUAAAUCCAGACCUGAAUUUAUAAACAUUUGUAACCAAUGAAAAAUUUCGUAUCCCUCGGUUAAGUUGGUGGCCAUCAUGACAUUGACGUUGAAACAGAUAAGUACUGGGUAUAGAACAGUAUCGAAAACAUAGUAACAAAUGAAAAGUGGGAAUAAGACAAUACAUAUUUCUUGAUACUGGCUGAAAGCAAUCAGGUAGAUCAAAUGAUACAGUAAAAUAAUUUACUGUCAGAUCUGAAUAUAUAUAUUUCACUUUUGUAAAAUAAAAUCGGGUUUAAAAUUGAACUUCAUCGGUGAUUCACGUAUCUGAAAUCGACUUAACAAAGUCCGUUAACUUGGUGCGAUUGGACCUUGAAGAUUGUUUUGAAUGAAUAGUCAAAUUAAGAAGUUGACAUUUUUAUGGCUAAUCAAGCUAUGGUGUUUCAGAACCUGUUUGCUCGAGUUGGCUAUUAACUCAGUUGACUAGAAUGGCUCAACACAAGAAUGUAGACUGAUAUACGGACAUAAAUGUCUGAGAUUAGUAUCUUACUAUUUAUGCACACAAAUUAAUUUAAGGACGUAAUCUUCAUACAGUAUGUUCCUGGAUAUUUCACUAGAUGUUUUGUUAAAUAUUUUAUUGGUAUUAUCACCAAUAAAUCUCACUGUCACUUAUAAAGCAUGUUCAUGAUUCGUGGUGGUUCAUUCCCUAAUUUAAAACAUCUACCGAUGGAGAAUAACUGGUCGUGUAAUUUAGUUAAACUACGAAAUAAAGUAAAGGUUCCCAUUCUAUUUUGUCACAUGCUAUUAAGCUGUCGUAAGUUACAUAAAUGUUGCACUCCUAGUACGAAAACCGUUGUUGCACUUUUAGAGAAAAUCUUACUAUCUAAUUGCGUUUAGAAUUUUCACCAUUCUUCUUGUGUGAUGUAUGGUAUGAAUCCUAGUAGUUCAACAAUGUAUAGGUCUAUUUCCCAGUCACUACAUCCAUUCUAUUUAAUGGAUGGGCCGUGAGCAAUAGAAGAAUUAAGACUCGUCAAUUUCUGUGACUGUUGAGUCACAAUAUUAGUUUGGUAAAAUAAUCGAAAAGUGUGUCACACUAUAUCGUCAAGCACGUAUUAAAUGCUACUAACAAAAAUUUAUCCUUUAAAUAAAGCAGAGAUCACAGGAAAUAAUCAAACUUGAUGUGCAUCACAAAGCAAUGAAAAGUAGUCGUCAACGCGUGAACUUUUCAUUUUAACUAAUAAUCCUCGGUUUAACACCUACACCGGUAAUUCCUCAAUCUACAUUUUUCGGAUUGUUUUAAGACAUUAUUUGAAAAAUAAUAAUUUAGGUCAUUCAAGUUUACACUAAACAUAUUUAUAUAGGUCACGUGGCAUAUUUACAGAAUUGUUUUUUUCCCAUCUAACGUUUGGAAGCAUUUUUCGAAAAUUGAUGUCCCUUUUACUCAGUAACGGUAUGUUUAGCCAAUACUUUAGUCGAACCUUAAUUCAAAUGACAAUUUUUGUGUAACUGUUGUACAUACAUUUUAAGUGGCUCAAGUAAUAGUUUGCACUUGUUGAAAGGAUACAGUCAACGUGACGGAAGUACUUACUUACUUACUUACGCCUGUUACUCCUCGUGAAGGAGCAUAGGCCGCUCACCAGCAUUCUCCAUCCAACCCUGUCCUGAGCAAUCCUUUCCAGCUCCUUCCAGUUGUAAUUCAUCCUUUUCAUAUCUGCUUCUAUUAUCCGACGUAAUGUGUUCUUUGGCCUUCCUCUUUUCCGCUUCCCUUCAGGAUUCCAAGUUAGAGC
Schistosoma haematobium is the source of this 6674-nucleotide messenger RNA. RefSeq names its product C-1-tetrahydrofolate synthase, cytoplasmic. Gene Ontology annotation, cellular component: cytosol. Gene Ontology annotation, biological process: tetrahydrofolate interconversion. Gene Ontology annotation, molecular function: methylenetetrahydrofolate dehydrogenase (NADP+) activity; methenyltetrahydrofolate cyclohydrolase activity. Lineage: Eukaryota; Metazoa; Platyhelminthes; Trematoda; Strigeidida; Schistosomatidae. The record is from RefSeq and is a predicted model, not a curated record. Bases 2956 to 3960 code for a protein of 334 amino acids. The transcript has 7 exons.